CAGCUCUGAGCAAAGCCGCCUGCCACCAUGGUGCACUGGACAGCUGAAGAGAAGCAGCUCAUCGCCAGCCUCUGGAGCAAGGUCAACGUGGAGGAAUGCGGUGCCGAGGCCCUGGCCAGGCUGCUGAUCGUCUACCCCUGGACCCAGAGGUUCUUCGCUUCCUUUGGGAACCUCUCCAGCCCCACCGCCAUCAUCGGCAACCCCAAGGUCCGUGCCCAUGGCAAGAAAGUGCUCACCUCCUUCGGGGAAGCCGUCAAGAACUUGGACAACAUUAAGGCGACCUACGCCAAGCUGUCCGAGCUGCACUGCGAGAAGCUGCACGUGGACCCCGAGAACUUCAGGCUCCUUGGAGACAUCCUAAUCAUUGUCCUGGCUUCCCACUUUGCCAGGGAUUUCACCCCUGCUUGCCAGUUUGCCUGGCAAAAGCUGGUCAGUGUCGUGGCUCACGCUCUAGCUCGCAAGUACCACUGAGCAUCCCGGGAUGGGCCG
Messenger RNA from Cariama cristata (Red-legged seriema), 489 nucleotides. Its product is annotated as hemoglobin subunit epsilon. The transcript is spliced from 3 exons. Gene Ontology annotation, molecular function: heme binding; oxygen binding; haptoglobin binding. Gene Ontology annotation, biological process: oxygen transport; hydrogen peroxide catabolic process. Bases 28 to 471 code for a protein of 147 amino acids. The record is from RefSeq and is a predicted model, not a curated record. Gene Ontology annotation, cellular component: blood microparticle; hemoglobin complex; haptoglobin-hemoglobin complex. NCBI's taxonomy places the organism in Eukaryota, Metazoa, Chordata, Aves, Cariamiformes, Cariamidae.